GUUAACACUCACCUCGAACGCUCCUCUUCGUUCCCUCUUGGCCCACCCUCAGCGUCACGGCCCCAUUCUCCAGCAGUUCCGUCAUGUAAGCCUGCGUCCUCUCUAAGGAUCAUGGAGAUCCCGAACGCGUCGGUCAACAUAUCCCGGUUCCUAGGACCCAGAGUGGGUCCCUUUCCUCCGGCCACGAGAGUCAUCGUCCCUCCCCCUUCCACGUCGAAAUCCGCCUUGAGCUCCAGUCCCCUCGCCAGAGUAUAGAUCAACACGAUACCCGAGGUUAAUGGAAGAUGAAUCGGCAUUGACAAUGAGCCAUGAGCAUGUACCGGUCGGAGUUCUGCCUUUUGGCUCCACGCUAAUUCGCCUUUAUACCUUCUGCGUUGACCAUGACAACCACCAUUCUCCACCUAUUCCAUGGCGCAGUGGCACGUCCCCAGCGCGGAGAGCUCCAGGUCUCCAACUCCAUUCCCCAAGUCCAGAAUGAUUCCCCCACAAACUGCCCUCUGCUUAUCACGCCAGCAUGCUUCAUCUCGCUUGGUUCACACAGCGCCGGUCCUGAUGCCGACCAGCGACCAGGCUGGCCGCCAUCGAUCAUGGUGCGACACGGUCUCGCUUCUUGCUUCUCACCGCCUGACGGCCGUGUUCUCCAACACAAUGAUGACCUACAAAGAAUUGUCGCUCAGUCUUCUCCGCUAACAUCGUCUCCAAGUACUCGGUACCGCACCAUGUUCGACUCCAAGAAGGAUCCACGUUCGACUCGUGGCCGCCUCGUGGUUCGCCAGUGCAAAGGGAAUAUAAACCCCUGAUCGGCCCUGCGAGGUCGUUUGUGCCUUGUUCGAUCUUUCUCAUUUGUAUCUGUAUCCACCUGUCGAGCCACCCUCGUUCUUCAGCAUGGGCGUGUUCAAGCAUGGCACUGGGGAAGCGGCCAACGCGUCGCACUCGGCCAAGGCCAACACGUACAACUUUACUGUCGUCUUCUUCAGCGCAUUAGGUUCAUUUACGUACGGAUACAACUCAUCCAUUAUCGGUUCCGUCUUUGGUUUGCCCGCAUUCUGGGAUUAUUUCAACCUUUCUCUUACUGGACCAAAUGCCAACAAGGGAAAUGAUAUAAUCGGCGCUGCCAAUGGUCUGUUCGCUGGGGGAGGCAUAAUCGGUGCUCUCAUCGUCAACUGGAUUCUCAACAGACUCGGCCGUUGUAGGUCCAUUCAGAUAGUCUGUGCCAUCUGUGUUAUCUCGGCCGCGAUCCAAGGGGGCGCGGCUCAUAUUGCUAUGUUUCUCGUUGGACGCUUCCUGAAUGGCAUCGGCGUCGGCAUGAUGCAAGUCACCGUGCCUGCGUACAUGUCGGAGUUGUCGCCUGCAAAGCAACGAGGUCGAAUAACGGGUUCACACGGGGUCCUGAUUGUCUGUGGUUACGGGUCGGCCGCAUUCACCGGUCUGGGCUGCUAUUUUGCAGCGCCUCAAGUACAGUGGCGACUAUGUCUCAGUCUGCAGAUUGUUGCGCCCUUGAUCCUUCUCAUUGGCUCUCCCUGGUUGCCCGAAUCCCCUCGUUGGCUCAUUUCAAAACACAAAGAGCGGCACGCGCUCGAGAUUCUCCAGAAACUGCACAGUCGACCAGAUGAUCCAUCAGGCCUGGCAGCCAAGGAGGAAUUCUACCAGAUCUCCAAACAGAUCGAGCUGGAGAAUGCGACUGGUGUGCAUGGAAUCUGGGGCAUGCUCAAGCGUGCUUCGUAUCGCAAGCGAAUAUAUUCGGGCCUCCUGGUGCAGUGCGCGGCUCAGUCGACAGGCGUCCUCGUGAUCAACAACUAUCAAGUCCUCCUGUACAACAACCUAGGAUUGUACGGGUGGCUCCCCCUCCUCCUUUAUGCCAUCUACACCUCGUGGGCCGCCUUCAUGAAUUGGAUCAACGCCAUGCUGCUUGAUCGCCUCGGACGCAUUCCCAUCAUCACCUUCGGCCUGACCGGCUGCAUUUGCAUGAUGAUUGUCGAGACUGCCAUGGUUGCCACUUAUGCAGGAACACCCAACAAGGGCGGGAACGCCGUGGGUGUCUUGUUCUUGUUUCUCUUCGUGACAUUCUAUGGUGGCAGCCAGGACGCUAGCAGCUACGUUUACUGCAGCGAAAUCUUUCCAACUGGUGUACGCGCCCAUGGACUGGGCACCUCAAUUGCCGGUCUUUUUGCGUCGACACUACUCUACACGGAGGUCGCACCGACAGCAUUCGCUGACAUUGGAUGGAAAUAUUACCUCGUCUUUAUCAUUGUUCCGGCUGCCUGCCUGCCAUUCCUGUGGCGCCUCCCCGAAACCAAUGGGCUCUCGCUUGAAGAGAUUGCCGCAAAGUUCGGUGACGAAGUUGCCGUCGACAUCUCACAUCUCGACGAGGAGCGCCGGCGCGCGCUUGACGAGCGCCUUAUGGCGGUUGGUGUCGACAUGACUGCGUCGCCGCCAAGUGAGGGCGAGGUCGUGGCUGAGACCAAGGAGACUAUCGUGGCAAACCAUAAAGAGUCUGCUUGAAGUGACGGCACGCUGGCAUCUGAAUGGUAUAACAUCCCAUAGCCAAUACUGCUGGAGAGAGUAGAAUGUUUGGUAGACCACAUUAAUGCAGACUAUCUUGGUGUG
Molecule: messenger RNA, 2607 nt
Organism: Cladophialophora immunda
Lineage: Eukaryota; Fungi; Ascomycota; Eurotiomycetes; Chaetothyriales; Herpotrichiellaceae
Exons: 7
Coding region: 886-2502 (538 amino acids)
Biological process (GO): transmembrane transport; carbohydrate transport
Cellular component (GO): membrane
Molecular function (GO): carbohydrate:proton symporter activity
Source: RefSeq, a predicted model, not a curated record